AUGGCUACAAGUAAAUCAAAUCAGUUUCCGGAAGACACUGAUGAGGAAGUCCUAGGAUGUGCCAUAUGCUUCAAGAGUCGCAGCAAAUCAAAAUUCCUGAACUGCCAGCAUAGUUUCUGUUUGGCCUGUCUGGAAGACUGGGUUAAGAAGAAGGGUAAGCUUACUUGUCCCACUUGCACAAAAUCGUAUUCUAUUCCAGAGAGUGGAUUUCAGAAGCUUCCACCUCUGAUUAACUCGGAACAUUAUGAUAAACCAGCUAGAGAUCACACCACAAAAUGUGUUUGUGGCAAAGCAGAAGAAUACUACUGCCAGGAUUGCAGACAUUAUUUGUGCUGUGCUUGUAGAAAUUAUCAUAAAAUAUUGCCAAUGAUGGCAAAUCAUAAGCUACAUACAGUGGAAGAUGUCCGCUCAAUGAAUCCACAGGACUUUGCUUUGUUAAAUCCUCUGUUGUGUUUACAUCACUCUAAACCUUUGGAGCUGUACUGCCAAGAUUGUAAAACUGCAAUAUGCAUUCAUUGCAUAUAUACAGAACACAAGGAAUGUACAACCAAAGCAAUCAGCAUAUCAGAUGCAUUCAAAACAUUUAAAGAAACCUCAGCAACAUUGGAGGAAGCUGCCAAUCACUAUGAAAAAAAAUUACAAGAAGGCCUUGAAGCAGUUGUUCAAACAUCUAAAAAAUUAGAAGAAAGUAAAGAGACAAGUUUGCACGAUAUUGACAGUCUUGUGCAAGAAAUGAUUGAAACGAUCAUGAAUAAAGGAGAUGAAAUGAAAAAUAAUGUAGAGAUAAUCUACAAACAGAAAAAGCAAGUAAAUGAUGUACAAAUGGAUGAAUUGAAAACAAUAAUAUCUGAUGUAAAUACAAAAUUGUGUUUUUUUAAACAGUUAAUAAAAAGUGAUGAUGCAACAGCAAUGGUAUCAAGUGAAAGUGUAGUUAAAGCACUGGAAGACAGAGUCAAUGAAAUGCCCAAAACAGAGCCAAAUGAUAAUGGACACAUUUUCUUUUUUGUGAACCAACCCCACAUUUCUUCUUUGCAGCAAUGUGACGUAGGAAAUGUAACACAAUCAAUGGCAGACGGUCUAACAUUAAAGAAGGUGGAAUCUGUGACCCAAGGUCAAGCAAUUGUUGCCAAAAUAAUUAAAGCAGAUAAAUGUAAUAUAGAUGAAAAUCAACUGAAGGCAACAUGGACACAUCCUACAGGAGAAACCAACAUCACCCAAGUUGAUGAAGGUGAAAAUGGAGAUUAUGUUUUGAAAGGAAAAUGCACAGGUCCAGGUGUUUGUAGACUUGAUGUGAGUGUUGAUGGUAAACCAGUUAACCAGUCACCAAUGAUAAUCAAAGUAGAACCAGAUGGAUUAGUAAAUACCAUUCAAACAAAUGCAGAAGGUUUUUCUGGUCUAGUUAAGUGUGAAGGUGAUUGCUUGUUGGUUUCAUGUCACAAAAACGAAAUACACAAGUACAAGCAAUCUGGAGAAUAUAUUAGUAAGGUUACACUCCCUGAAGGUGUGAAAAUAUAUGGACUAUGCAAAAUGAAGAAUGGUAAAAUAGCAGUCAGUGAUGAUGGCAACAAAUGCAUCACAAUAGUUAAGAUGAAUGGUGAGGUGAUCAAAUCAAUUGGUCAGGGAGUAUUGGAGGGUCCAGCUGGGAUCCAUGUGGAUGAGGCAUCAAAUGUUGUGUAUGUAGCUGAUUGGGAUAAUGAAUGUGUAUUUAUGUUUGACAUUGACAGUGGCCAGAUGAUCAGAGAGAUAACACAACAAGGCAAUAAAAUAAGAGCCAUUGAUGUUACGCUUACAAAUCAAGGACAUAUUCUUGUAUUAGAGAGUGAUCUUGAUGAGUCUUGCUACAAUAAAUUAUAUCAAUUUGAUGAUAAAGGAAGGUUCAUAAAAGUUCUUGUUAAAGGUGAUGAAAGGGGUAUGGUUGAUUUUAGAGGAGUAGUAGUUGAUGAGGAUGACAACAUCAUUUUAUCAAAUCAUAAGAAUCUAGAGUUUUUUAGUAGUGAUGGAAAUUUCAUUAAAAGAAUCGACAAUAAUCCAGAAGAUAAAAUCCAGGAUUUAUUUGGGUUAUCUAUAAUUUCAUAUCAUCCACGAAGGGUUGCAGUAGCAAAUAAUCGUGAUAGAACUUUAAAAAUAUAUAAUUACUAAAGUGUACUUGUUAAGUCUACACGUACUGCUCCCAAUUUCUAGAUAUACUAACUGUAAGUUAUAGAUAGAUCCUUUAACACAGGGGUCUCAAGUUGCUUUAUGUAUUUGGAAUGAUGGGUGAUUUAUCAUCACUAUGGAAAUAGUGUAUUUAAUACUGGAUAAUAACAUGUCAAUACUUAGUAAUGUAAAAAAAAAAAGCUGUAUUUUGUCAACUUACAAGUUAUCAUGACCUCGUCUGCCAUAAAACAUUCUGAUGAAGUGGCAUUUUCUCAACUUCAGACAAAUUUAGAUCUUAGCCCAUGAAAGAAAAAAACUAUAUUUUAUAUAUUCAGUUAUUGGUUCAUUUAAGAUUUCAAUAUAAAGCCGGCAUCUUUGUUCAUGGAAUCUAUAUUUUAAAUAAAAUUGUUAUCGGUAGAUUUUCUGUCCAUUCUAUAAUCAGGUGGUACUGGGGAGAGAAUUGAUUUCCUGUUCCACAACAAGACAUCCAUUCAGAAGCCUUUGUGAAGAAAGCUUUCCAGUGGUGGCAUAGGUGGCCAGGAUCAGCUAACUUUGGAUUUGAAUUUAGAAAGGUUGAAUUGUGUUAAAUUGAGUACAAUGUCCACAAUGUUCUAGGCCUAGUAUUAAAUAUAUUUUAAUUAUUCAAAUUAAUUAGGUCGGGAUAAGUUAGAUUACAAUAAUAUAACAUUACUUUUAAUUAUUAAUGUGUACAUUGUUGAUAGUAAAAAUUUCAUAAAUUUUUAACUGUUUUUUUGUAUCCACCUAACUUGUGUAUUUUAUAUUUAUGACUUGUCCUUAGUUUAGCUGCUGUAUCGAUUGUGUAGUACCCUGUAGGCUGUUUGUGAGCAACUGCUAUUAGAAGCACCUGUAAAUGCCCAGAUAUGGCACUGGGGUUACUAUAAAUACUUUUUCCAAGCUGUGUUUCCUGAGGAGAUGAUUGGUUUCCUCUCCAACGAGGAUCGGGUUCCCCACACACAUUGCUUGGAAUUUUCCAAGUGGAAUAUA
Messenger RNA from Anneissia japonica, 3141 nucleotides. RefSeq names its product tripartite motif-containing protein 2-like. Gene Ontology annotation, molecular function: ubiquitin-protein transferase activity; zinc ion binding. The coding region runs from base 1 to 2139 and encodes 712 amino acids. Gene Ontology annotation, biological process: positive regulation of DNA-templated transcription. NCBI's taxonomy places the organism in Eukaryota, Metazoa, Echinodermata, Crinoidea, Comatulida, Comatulidae. The transcript has a single exon. The record is from RefSeq and is a predicted model, not a curated record. Gene Ontology annotation, cellular component: chromatin; nucleoplasm.